AGUCGUUGCCCAUUGGCGUUGUUUUCCCUCAAGUUUCCCAACCCUAAACCACUUACUUUUAAUUGGGGAUGGCGAUGUUGGAAGACGUUGUUCAAUCGGUGGAGAUGUGGUUGAAGCUGAGAAGCAAACCGCAACCCUACAUUGAACCGGAUCUCGACCCGGUUUUAUUAGUCCCGGGUAUUGCCGGCUCGAUUUUGCAAGCUGUUGAUCAUCAGAAUGGGAUUGAAGAGCGGGUUUGGGUUCGCCUUCUGGAGGCCGAUUAUAAGUUCCGUACCGAGCUCUGGUCCCGCUUCGAUCCUGCUACCGGUAGAACCGUGUCCUUAGAUCUAGACACAAGUAUUAAAGUUCCUGAAGAAAGAUAUGGAUUGUACGCCAUUGAUGUGUUGGAUCCUAACAUGAUAAUCGGACGUGAGUGUGUUUACUAUUUCCAUGAUAUGAUUGUUGAAAUGACAAAGUGGGGAUUUCAAGAAGGGAAAACUCUUUUUGGUUUCGGUUAUGAUUUUCGCCAAAGUAACAGGUUGCAAGACACAUUGGAUCGCCUCGCAUCCAAACUGGAGAUGGUGUAUAAAGCAUCAGGAGGGAAAAAGAUUAAUAUCAUAAGUCAUUCUAUGGGAGGACUUCUGGUAAAAUGUUUCAUGGGCCUUCACAGUGACGUUUUCGAGAAAUAUGUAAAGAACUGGAUUGCAAUUGCUGCACCAUUCCGGGGUGCACCUGGGUAUAUUGCUUCCACUUUUCUAAAUGGAGUGUCAUUUGUUGAAGGGUGGGAACAGAACUUUUUCAUUUCAAAGUGGAGCAUGCAUCAAUUAUUGAUUGAGUGCCCAUCGAUAUAUGAGUUAAUGGCUUGUCCAAAUUUCCAUUGGCAACAUAUGCCGCUUCUUGAGAUCUGGAGGGAGAAAGAAGGUUGUGAUGGAUCUCCUCGUACUAUUCUAGAGUCUUAUCACCCUGGAGAAAGCAUUGAUAUCUUUAAGGAAGCUCUUUCAGGCAACACGGUCGAUUAUGGUGGAGAGAAUCUUCCACUUCCAUUUAAUUUGGAGAUCUUGGAAUGGGCUAGACACACACACAAGGUGUUGGCUCAAGCUAAGCUUCCCCCUGGAAUUAAAUUCUACAAUAUAUAUGGGAUCAAUCUUGAGACACCACAUAGCGUCAGCUAUGGAAGCGAAGAGACACCCAUCACAGAUCUACAGGAUCUUCGGUUUUAUCAGCCUACAUAUGUAUGUGUUGAUGGCGAUGGAACGGUUCCGUCAGAAUCGGCUAAGGCAGAUGGGCUCGAUGCUGAAGCGAGGGUUGGAGUCUCCGGUGAGCACCGAGGAAUUCUUUGUGAACCUCAUCUAUUUCGAAUUCUCAAGCACUGGUUGAAGGCAGGCAAUCCCGACCCAUUCUACAACCCAGUAAACGACUACGUGAUAUUACCGACAGCAUUUGAAAUGGAAAGCCUCUGUGAGAAGGGCUUACAAGUGACAUCACUCAAAGAGGAAUGGGAAAUCGUCUCCGAAGAUCAAGACAGUCUUGACAAUACAGCUAGUAAAGACCCACUUGUUAACUCCAUAUCUGUUUCAAAACGGGGAAAGAAGCAACCCACAAGAUCCGAAGUUGAUGCAACAGCCAUCGUUCAUCCACAAAACGAGGGUAAGCAACACAUUAAGCUAAAUGCCAUAAGUGUAUCUGUUGAUGCCUAGAGUUGAAUUGUGUAACUUGAUGACUUCUGCAAGUUCAAAUCAUUUCAAAUUACUUGUUCCGUUCA
Molecule: messenger RNA, 1741 nt
Organism: Hibiscus syriacus
Lineage: Eukaryota; Viridiplantae; Streptophyta; Magnoliopsida; Malvales; Malvaceae
Product: lecithin-cholesterol acyltransferase-like 4
Exons: 11
Coding region: 69-1676 (535 amino acids)
Biological process (GO): lipid metabolic process
Molecular function (GO): glycerophospholipase activity
Source: RefSeq, a predicted model, not a curated record